This is a messenger RNA of Geodia barretti, 1933 nucleotides long. The record is from the annotation of a GenBank genome assembly. Lineage: Eukaryota; Metazoa; Porifera; Demospongiae; Tetractinellida; Geodiidae.
UGUCCAAGCUGCAGAGAGAGUUGCUACAAGCAGCAAGAGUGUCCAGAUCUCUUGAGAUCAGCAUCACUCUUCUCAGAGACACACUCACCAGCAAAGAUCGAGAGCUGGAGGCACUGCGACUGGCUAGGUCUCACCAGGAACAGGCUCUCCAGCAGACCAGGGCCCCAGCUGAGGUCUAGAGAGACAGGAGAUGGAGACGGGAGAGCACACACUGGAACAGUCAGGCUGAGAUGUUGGCUGUGGAAAGGAGGAGGGUAUGCAGCAACUCAGCAGCUCAUCAGCUCUCUCCUUCUCUCCAGUACUAGCACAAUGCUGCUGGAAGAGAGUGGUUCGAGGUCUAUUCUGAGGAGGAUAGCAGAUCUAGCCCCAGUCCUGUCCCAGGAGGCACACAUUGUCAACCAACUCUCCAAGAACAAUCAGUUACCUCAUUUGAGUGUAGAGCAGUUGACUGCAGCAGUCAACAGUCUCAGUCAAGUAGUGGGAGCUCUCUCUGAGAGGGUUGGUGAGCGUGGUGAGGAUGAGAUGGUAGGUGUCCUGGGGGCAGUUCAGAGACUGGUACAGGAGCUGACUGUUGUACUCUCCUCUCUCGACCAGGGGCAACGCCACCAACUUCCCCAACAGUUGUCAGCAGUGAGUGAUCUACUGACUCAGUUGAUAUCUGGUGACCAGAGAGCUCUGGCCAGAGACACGACUCUCUCAGAGACACCAUGCUUCACUCCAGACCCAACUACAACACAGUCUGAAGGUGUAUCAGUUCAAACUCAGAAAGUCUUUGAAGAGAAUGAGCAGUUGAGAAUCGAAUUAAGAGAUGCAGAACAUCUAUUACAGCAGCAAAGUGAAAUCAAUGCAAAACAAAGGGCAUCUCUGGAGGCAGAGUCCUCGCGAAGUGCUCAGUUGGAGAGAGAGAAGCUAGCCGCAGUUUCGCAGCUGGAGACAGAGGUCAAAGGUCUCAGCAGAUCUCUUGAAAUCGGUGACCUCGACCUGGCGGAGGCCCAGUCUCGUCUGGCGAGUACCCGGAGGCCGAGGGGCUCUCUGGAGCGAUCCACUCAAACCAUCUCCUCUACAACCAGGAGCUAAGAGCUUCGAAGAGAAGUGGCAGAGUUGUUGGAUAAAGCUCUUCAUGAGCUUGACUCAGUCACAGUCAGAGAUGGGACAGCGACGGGCAGACUACCUGCAACACCAGGCAACACUGGCUUCACUGCGGGAAGCGUUGGAGGUGGAGAGGGCACCAAGGAUGAGAUGGUUGGCGGUGUCAGAGGUACAGGGCAGCUGGAGAGUCCAGGAGGCCAGGGGUGCGACGCGGCAGAGAGGGAGACGCUGAGACAGAGACUGGAGGAGUGUGAGAGGGACUGGAAGAGAGGGAGGAGGGCAGGGGAGCCAGGGGGAGAGAGAUGCCGAGCUGGGCAGGGUACAGGCACUCUGCAGUCUCUGGAGGCUGACAACAGAGAACAGGUAGUUCUCAUUGCAUCUACUUAAGUCAGGAGCACUACAGUCAGCUGUUGGAGAAUGAUCGGAGGAUGGUGGUGGGCCCUUCGCUCCAGUCUCGCGGCCAAGGAGAGGGAGCGACAGAGACGGUAGACAGAGUCCUGCAGAGAAGGUGGGCCUGGCCAAGGUCAGGGAGCGCUGGCAGCACUGCGAGACGCUCGCUGCAGACUGAGUCACACGCACAUCUCCUCCUACAGAGCAUGUUAUCUAGUCUCCGUGCUGAGGGAGAGAGUAGAGCUGGAGAGGAGACUGUGAGGCAACUGGAGUGGACCAACUUAGAAGACAACUAAUCAGCUGCAAGCUACCUCAGAGAAGCAAAGAGAGACAGUUGUCAGAGGCAAGAGGGAAAAGCAGCGCUCCAAGCCAUAGUUUCUGGACUCCAACUCAAAUCACUUCUCUUCAAAGGAAGACUUCUCGUGACAGAGUAAGUAGUGAUGUGACACCAGUG